CGUGGGAACCAAAGUGACGGUUUCUCUCACCCACAUGUGAUAAUAUUUGCAGACCAACAGCUCAGCGCUGCUCUGUACCUGUGAUCCAGACUGCGAGAGGAGCAGCCAAGCACGAAGCCACUUCUUCCACAUCUGCUCAGCUUUGGAUUAAAAGGACAUGUUUCGACAAACGCAGCUGCUGCAGGAGUGAGGGACUGCCAAAGAAAACAGAACAAUCCACAUAUUUACAUUGUCGAUACAUGUUUAGCUUUUCAAAAAACGGCUUGACAAGCAGCAAGAGCUUCCUUGCAUCUGAGAUCUAGACAGGAGGAUCCCACCUGCCAUGCAGAUCCGUGUGGUCCAGAUCUGGGGUUUCCUGAUGACGGUGCUGGGCUGGAUCUUUGUGGCCUGCACCAUGGCCAUGGAGGGCUGGAAGAUCACCUCCAUCGGGGGCAUGGGGGGCUCCUCCAUCAUCAAGGUGGCCUGGUACUGGUCCAGCCUGUGGAGAUCCUGUUUUACGGACUCAACCGCUGUGAGCAACUGUUACGACUACCCUAUGCUCUGGUCCGUGGACGGUUACAUCCAGGUCGUGCGAGGCCUGCUGAUGGCGGCGCUCACCCUGGGCAUGCUGGGGUUCGUGCUCAGUCUGAUGGGGAUGGAGUGCACCUUCAUCGGGGGGAAAGACCGUUCAAAGUACAAGAAGAUCUACGCCGGGGGGUGUUGCCACGUCACCAGCGGGUUCCUGUCCACAUGUGGCUACGCUGUUUAUGCACAGUACGUCUCCGUAGAAUACUUCAACCCCGAGUUUGAUGGACUGAAGUAUGACAUCGGCACCCCGCUGUUCCUCGGUUGGGUCGGCUCCACCUUUCAAGUGACCGGUGGUUUUUUCUACAUGUGGUCGGUGUGCACGGUGCUCUGCGGGGAAGCACACACGGUGACCAACGUUCAGGCGUUACCAGACCCCGAGCAGACCAAGUCCACCACGGCUCUGUCCACGGUGUCGGAGAUCACCUCAAAGACCAAAGUGUCGUCCGUGUCUGAGCUGUCGUCCAGGUCUGAGCGCUCAGACAUGUCGGGCAUUUCCUCCAGAUCCGGACGCACGGCCAAGUCAGGGCGGUCAUCAAAGACGGAGCGAACCACCAAGUCGGCAGGGUCGAGGUCGGGGUCGGGGUCAGGGUCGGGGUCAGGGUCGGGGUCGGGGUCAGGGUCGGAGACCGGCCUCUCGUUGAUGUCCAGCGUACCGACUUUGUCCGAGUCGAGGAGCAGCAGCAGCAGCCGCACAGUGUCGUCGUUGUCGGGCAGCUCGAGGAGCGAGACGACACCUUUCAUCAAGAACUCUUACAUCUGAAUGAGUAUGGCACGUUGUGUGUUGAGGAACAGCUGAUCUGAGGCUUUUCUGUUCAAUUGUAUGAAUCUGUGGUUGAAGCAAACUUAAUUGUAUUUGUUAUGAUGUGUUUUUUAUCAAUAAAAAUGGCUCAAAUCAA
This is a messenger RNA of Scophthalmus maximus (turbot), 1463 nucleotides long. It is a transcript of the gene cldn10e, whose product is annotated as claudin 10e. Lineage: Eukaryota; Metazoa; Chordata; Actinopteri; Pleuronectiformes; Scophthalmidae. Gene Ontology annotation, biological process: bicellular tight junction assembly; cell adhesion. Bases 323 to 1327 code for a protein of 334 amino acids. The record is from RefSeq and is a predicted model, not a curated record. Gene Ontology annotation, molecular function: structural molecule activity. Gene Ontology annotation, cellular component: bicellular tight junction; plasma membrane. The transcript is spliced from 5 exons.